AUGACUGAAUCGAUAGUCAGUGAUUGUGAUAACAUACAGUUACAGCCCAAACCCAUUCCCAUUCCAGUCAAAGAUUUCCGUUUUCUCCGUGUGUCUCACCUAACAUUUCUUGAUAUCCGUUAUUGCAAGAAUCUAAAGUCAUUUCCUCAUGAUCAUUUUCAAAGUUUCACAUCUUUGGAAGAAAUGUGGAUAUAUCAAUGUCCAAGUAUGGACUGCUCCUUUCCUUGUGGGGUGUGGCCUCCUAAUUUAAGGAAACUAUCAAUAGGAAUGUUAAAUAAGCCCAUGUCAGAGUGGGGCCUGCAGAAUUUCCCAACCUCACUAGUUGAACUAGAGUUAUAUGGCUACGAUUCAGGAGUGGUUUCAUUUUCAGUGGCAGACGAUGUGAGGAAUACGACUACUCCUUCAUCAUCAUCAUCAUCUUUUCUUCUUCCGCCAUCUCUGGUUUCUCUAGAGCUCCAUGACAACUUCCGGCCCAUCAAAUUUGACAAUAACGGUGUGCUAGUAGAAAAGGUGAAACAUGGAGCAGGGCUAUCUACACCACUCUAG
Lactuca virosa is the source of this 546-nucleotide messenger RNA. NCBI's taxonomy places the organism in Eukaryota, Viridiplantae, Streptophyta, Magnoliopsida, Asterales, Asteraceae. The record is from the annotation of a GenBank genome assembly.